UGGUAAAAGAAACAAAUUAAAAGUAUUGACUGGAAACAAUGACGCUACUAGUAUCGGUUGGUAUUCUUUCCCUCCUUAUAUCAGUACAAGCAUCUUUCAAAAAGGGUACUGCAGCUUAUCCUGGCAAUCUUCUUUGUGAUGACUUCAAAGUUCUGAACAACAUGUCAUGGUGGUAUGAUUGGCACCAGGAUAUGGACUUCUUUUAUGAGAAAGUCGGGAAGGUCUGUGACCAUUCUAACGGAUGGCCUGUUCCUCCACAUAUACCUAUGCUGAAAAAAUAUAAUAACCACACGCAGCUUCAUAUACAAACCUGGGGCCCGUAUGUGUUGGGUUUUAAUGAGCCAAAUCACAAGGAUCAAGCUGAUAUGACACCACAGGAAGCUGCUGAUGCCUGGCCACUAUUGGAACAAAACUCACAUGGCGCAAAACUUGUCAGUCCAACAACGGCAGGUGCAGCAUUUUGGUGGUAUGAUGCCUUCUUUAAAUUAUGUCACGGCUGCCGUAUCGACUUUAUUGCUGCACACAUGUAUAACUGCGAUGCCAAUGCAAUAAUGUCGUACCUCCAGAAGCUGUAUCACCGGUACAAUAAGAAAAUUUGGCUCACAGAGUUUGCGUGCCCUCAUUCUACAGACGAAAACCAACAGCUGAAUUUAAUGAAGAAUUUACUGCCGCAACUAGAAGCAGCCCCUUUUGUCUACAGAUAUUCAUGGUUUUCUGCAAGAAUAAAACGUGUAUUUGGGGACGGAUUUGUCACUCCAGCAGCCAGUUUGUUACAUCAAAAUACCUCCACAUUGACUAUGAUAGGCCAGUACUACAAUAACUUCCAACCCGGUCACGGACAUCAUCCACAUGUUGUUGGCUAAUAAUGUGUUGUUUGCUAUCAGCUAUAUAUAAAAUAUAAAACAUG
Messenger RNA from Ruditapes philippinarum (Manila clam), 907 nucleotides. RefSeq lists its product as uncharacterized. The record is from RefSeq and is a predicted model, not a curated record. The coding region runs from base 39 to 863 and encodes 274 amino acids. The transcript is spliced from 3 exons. NCBI's taxonomy places the organism in Eukaryota, Metazoa, Mollusca, Bivalvia, Venerida, Veneridae.